Molecule: messenger RNA, 564 nt
Organism: Salvia splendens (bonfire salvia)
Lineage: Eukaryota; Viridiplantae; Streptophyta; Magnoliopsida; Lamiales; Lamiaceae
Product: somatic embryogenesis receptor kinase 5
Exons: 3
Coding region: 1-564 (187 amino acids)
Biological process (GO): protein phosphorylation
Molecular function (GO): ATP binding; protein kinase activity
Source: RefSeq, a predicted model, not a curated record
AUGCAAGCAAAGCUGUCUGAUUUUGGUCUGGCUAGGAUGAUAGGUAUGGAAGAGAGCAAAGUGUUUACCGAUGUUCGAGGAACGAUAGGAUAUAUGGAUCCUGAAUAUAUGAGCAAUGCCAAACUAACCAGUGCCAGCGACAUCUACAGUUUUGGCAUUGUCAUGCUGCAGCUCUUAUCCGGGCAGAGGGUCAUCGAGCUCGAUCUGGACGCAAGAGACCAGCUCACCAGGAAGGCAAAAGAUGUGAACAAGCAAAAACGGCCACUAGCAGAUUUUCAAGAUCUUAAGAUGAAAGGAAAUAUUGUGAUGGUAGAUUUUAAGUCCAUACUGCAAUUAGCAGUGCUCUGUGUGGCAAGUUCCAGCACCGGCCGCCCAAGCGUAGAUGAGGUUGUAGAAGAGCUCGAGAAGGCUUUGAAAAACACACAGCUGCAAAUGUAUGUAGGUGUGUAUGUUAUUUGGAAUACGAAAUCACUAACGAGGCACUUGGUUGGCUUGCAGAGACAAAGGGAAAAGAGUUCAUUUGAAGCAACACCCUCGAAAUCACCAGAAGUGAUUCAUGUGUGA